CGCUAGUGAACGCAUCUUGAAAUCGAAAAGAUAUAUAUAGAAAAUAUUUGAAGCGCGAAAAUGAAGCCCGUUGCCUUGAUCCUGGUUUUUCUGGCCUUAAGCCAAGGUAGAGUGCUGAAUGUACCCAAGGAAGCGAUUGAUAUCCCGGUGACCAUUGUGGAGGAUAAAGAGCAACCAGUGGCUUUGCCUUUGGUCAAGGAGGAGGCCAAGCCAGAGGAAAUUAAGCCUGUUCCUCAGGAAGAAAAAGCCAAGGAUCUGAAGGAGGAAAUUAAACCAGAGGUUAAAGAAGAGAUUAAGCCAGAGGUUAAUGAGGAGAUUAAGCCCGAAAUUAAAGAAGAUUUGAAGCCAGUCAUUAAAGAGGAGCUCAAGGAGAAGAUUGAAGAACAGAUCAAGCAGCAGAUUAAUGAGAAGCUCAAGGAGAAAUCUCUGGAAAUCAAGGAGGAACCUCAGAAAAAUAAGCAAGAAGUUCAGAAGCCAGAAAUCAAACUGGAGACUCCAGAAAUCCAAGAAGAGCCUUCUAAAAAUAUUUUAAAAACUCUGCCAGCUGAGGAGGCAGUUGUUGUGCCCGCCGAGGAGCCUUCCCCCAAUCCUUUGAACCAGGAGCAGUCGGAAAUCCAGGAUCCAGCCCAUCCCCAGGUCCGCCAGGCCACCCAAGCCACGCCUACCCAGAGCACCACCCAGGGCAACUUUGUGCAGCAAUUGAUCCAGAAUUCCCCCAUUGGUCAGUUCCUCAAUCAGUUCCAGCCCCAGCCAGCUGCCAAUCCUCCAGCUGCGGCUUCAGCUCAAGUCCAAGCCGAUGAUGCAGCUGCUCCUGCCACACCGGCUCCCACGGUUCCUGGUUUCCUCAAUCCCCAGGCGGCCAUCACCUCGGCCCAACAGGCUGUCCAGAAUGCGGCCCAAACUGCCGUCAAUGCCACCACUCAGGCCUUCCAGGGUAUUCAGCAGUUCGCCAGCAAUUUGGGCAAUCAGUUCCAGAACACUUUGUCCAGUCUGACGGGUCAACAGCAGGCGGCAGCGGUGUCCACCACUCCACGUCCACCGGGUCCCAUCCAGCAGUUUGUGAGCAAUGUUUUCGGUGGCAAUAAUAAUGCCACGGCUGCUCCAGCUGCCCAGCAAAGUGGCAAUCCUCUCCAGGGUAUCAUCAAUUUCCUGGGCGGCAAUCGUCCCCAGAAUGCCCCAGCUGUCGCCGCAGUAACUCAGGCCCCCGAAAAACCCCCCGUCGAUGAUAAAAUCGAUCCUGCCCAGGAUGAGGUGGCCGAAUUUGUGCCAGAAUCCGAGAAUGAGGUGCGCAACAGUGGUGAAACCAUCGAUGAUUCCUUCGAGGAGGCCGGUGUUCCAGCCAACGAGGUCAUCGUGGUUAACGAUGAUGCCGCCGAGGGCGCUGAGGUCGUCGAUCCUGUCCAGAAUCAGCAGCAGCCCACCGAUGCAGUGGCUCUCUAGAGGGUCAAGAGGUCCCUUUGGUGAACUCCACACAAACAAAACCGACUGACGCCAUUUUCGUCCACAUUUUUCGAUUCAAAUUGAGAAUGAAACAGGAAAAUGCUUCUUUAGUUUUCUAAGUGCAUGCACCGCAACAAAUUAUUUAUUUCAUACUCAGCCCAGGAAUUUAUCUUUAAUAAAAUGAGA
Drosophila subpulchrella is the source of this 1626-nucleotide messenger RNA. RefSeq names its product 20-hydroxyecdysone protein (gene ImpE2). Bases 61 to 1440 code for a protein of 459 amino acids. NCBI's taxonomy places the organism in Eukaryota, Metazoa, Arthropoda, Insecta, Diptera, Drosophilidae. The transcript has a single exon. The record is from RefSeq and is a predicted model, not a curated record.